GUAGCCGACUACGUUCGUAUGGAGAUCGCGGUUUGCUUUCUGUUUUCGUAGUUGACGCGUAGCUUCGGGCUUGCUUUGUAUUGAUAUUGUGUUCGAGGUAGUCUGAACCGACAUUGUGAACCUAGCAUGUGAACUGCUAUUUUGGAUUUGUGCGUUUCGCAACAAAACGAGCAUGUAAGGCCGUGACGUUUUGUUGUUGUGAGCGCUCGGGAAACUGCCCGCGAUUCUCGAGCCAUGACUGUGGGAGUAGUACAAAACCUGCGAGGCUUUGCCCUCAGUCAUCCACCACUGCUGGUGUUCAGUUCAUGCCUUUUGGCUUUUGGAGUUACCAUGAUUGUGCUGGCUUACAUUAUUGGAGGCACAGAGCUGCCCAAUCCUGACAUUGACAUGGAUUGGAACGUGUUUCUUACACGUCUCUCCGAGUUACACUACUGUGUCGGACCUCAGUCGAAUCCUGGGAGUGGGGGGCUACAGUUUGGAGGCAGCAAACGUUCUGCACCCCCAGUUACCACUUCUAAUGCAACUGCGGAUGUACCGGGUGUCAAGGCAGUUGACAGGGCGAAAAGUCUGAGUGCGUUGCUUCCCGACUUGGGCUCUGGCGACCCUAAAGAUGACAGCCCCAAUGUAACAGUUGCUGUGGCUGUUCCAGCGACAUUCUUUCGGGAAGCCCUGUCCAGUCCUGUCUUCUGGCAUGGCAAUGCUCGGGGAUAUAUGCUGGGUUUUUCAGGUAAACGAGCCAAAGAGCAGUUGCUUCUGACCAUGAUCCUGUGGCCUCGUAUAAAUGACACCACGGCAGCCUGCACUGGAAAGCACUGCCAUGUGGACACGGACACCUGCAUUAUUUUGCAGGGACCAUCACAUCUCAUGCCCAAGACUAAGCGCCCUCCCAGAUGCUUUCUGGAGGCUGUUCCGCCCUCGGUGAGCAGGCAGGUGUUUCUGCAACGUUCAGCCGCUGACACGGGAGGCCGCGUCAACUGCAGCGGGGGAAUCUGGACCAGCUUCCUGUACAAACCCAACCCGGACCUGACUGUCAUGCUGUCAUAUGGUGAUCGCUCUCUAGUCAACCUCCAUUUGAUCCACACCAGCUACUUCCUUUUCUUCGUGGUGAUGACACUGGCCUGCUAUGCCAUCAUUCGUGGACGCUUCCACAAGGUGACCAUGGAGAAGCAAAAGGUUCUUCACUUUUAGGUCCCUUGCCAAGGCAUGUUGUAGUACAUGCUUGACUCAAGCUUCAACAUUUACCUACCAAGACACAACUUGCAAACAUUCCAAAGAGCACAGCCAGGUCUGCCAAGAAGUUAAACUGAGUGCAGCACCAAUGAAAGCUGCACAUCUCGUCACACACCAGGUUGGCUCAUGUGCCAGCGACAGCAUCAUCACGGAACAGUGGACAUUGUUUCUCUGACGUGUCACUUUUGCCAACCAGUCACUUCGUUGCAGAUGUUGUUGUGGGCGUACUGCGGAGGUGGUCAUCUUGUUUUGUGAAUAAAGUGGGAAGCCAGCCCAGCUCG
Rhipicephalus microplus (southern cattle tick) is the source of this 1511-nucleotide messenger RNA. RefSeq names its product transmembrane protein 248. NCBI's taxonomy places the organism in Eukaryota, Metazoa, Arthropoda, Arachnida, Ixodida, Ixodidae. The record is from RefSeq and is a predicted model, not a curated record.